Scleropages formosus (Asian bonytongue) is the source of this 1509-nucleotide messenger RNA. It is a transcript of the gene drd2b, whose product is annotated as dopamine receptor D2b. NCBI's taxonomy places the organism in Eukaryota, Metazoa, Chordata, Actinopteri, Osteoglossiformes, Osteoglossidae. The transcript is spliced from 8 exons. The record is from RefSeq and is a predicted model, not a curated record. Gene Ontology annotation, biological process: negative regulation of voltage-gated calcium channel activity; adenylate cyclase-inhibiting dopamine receptor signaling pathway; negative regulation of cytosolic calcium ion concentration. The coding region runs from base 142 to 1509 and encodes 455 amino acids. Gene Ontology annotation, molecular function: G protein-coupled receptor activity; dopamine neurotransmitter receptor activity, coupled via Gi/Go. Gene Ontology annotation, cellular component: plasma membrane; glutamatergic synapse; presynaptic membrane.
ACACGGACAACUUAGUUGGGGUUUAAAGCGACGACCUGGGGAUUUAAACAAAGACAACUUGGAGGACAUCACAUUCGAUUGUGUCUUAUGGCCUGAUGGUAUCAGGCUCCUUCUCUGGCUUCAGCCUAAGACUCACUGCUCAUGGAUUUCCUCACAGAGUACACCUACAAUGACUCCUACUAUGGCAACAGGACAAAUGGGCUCAACAACACAGAAUGUGAGCCAAGGCAUCCGUACAACUACUACGCUAUGCUACUCACGCUGCUCAUCUUUGUUAUCGUCUUUGGAAACGUGUUGGUUUGCAUGGCUGUAUCCAGGGAAAAGGCCCUGCAGACCACCACCAACUACCUUAUUGUGAGCUUGGCUGUGGCAGAUCUGCUGGUGGCCACACUUGUCAUGCCCUGGGUGGUCUAUCUGGAGGUGGUCGGGGAGUGGCGCUUCAGCAAAAUACACUGUGACAUAUUUGUCACCCUGGAUGUCAUGAUGUGUACUGCAAGCAUCCUUAAUCUGUGUGCCAUUAGUAUUGACAGGUAUACAGCUGUCGCCAUGCCUAUAUUGUAUAACACCCGCUACAGCUCCAAGAGACGGGUCACAGUAAUGAUCUCUGUGGUCUGGGUUCUCUCCUUUGCAAUAUCCUGCCCCCUGUUGUUUGGCCUGAACAACACAGCCACUCGCGACGAGGCCCAGUGUGUGAUUGCGAACCCUGCCUUCGUUGUGUACUCCUCCAUCGUGUCCUUCUACGUUCCCUUCAUUAUCACACUGCUGGUAUACGUGCAGAUCUACGUGGUGCUCCGGAAACGGCGCAAACGCGUCAACACCAAGCGCAGCUCCCAUGCGGCCGAUGCAGAAGCCAGCGCUGCCGUGAAGCUCCAGGAAAAGUGCACCCACCCUGAGGAUGUGAAGCUCUGUACCAUGAUUGUCAAGUCCAAUGGAGGCCUUUCUAUUAAGAAAAAGAAAGUGAUUCUAAUCCAGGAGGCUGCCCAGCCUGCAGCUGACAUGGAAAUGGACCCGAUGACAAGCACCAGCCCCCCAGAGAAGAAGCAGGCACCCACCGGUGGUAGCCAACAGCUUUGUAUGCCCACCCCUUCCAACCAGUGCCAGAGCUCCCCACCCCCUUCCCCAGCUGAGAGUCGGCUCAACGGUGAGAAGAAUGGCCACGCUAAGGAUGUUCUCGUUCCCAGAGCCACUAAGGCCUUUGAGACCCAGGCACUUCCUAGUGGGAAGACCCGUACCACUGUCAAGGCCCUGAGCAAGAGGAAGAUCUCACAGCAGAAGGAAAAGAAAGCCACUCAAAUGUUGGCUAUUGUCUUAGGGGUUUUUAUCAUCUGCUGGUUACCCUUCUUCAUUACUCACAUUUUGAACACACACUGCACUAACUGCCGCGUCCCAGCAGAGAUGUACAACGCCUUCACAUGGCUGGGCUACGUCAACAGCGCCGUGAACCCAAUUAUAUACACCACUUUCAAUAUCGAGUUCAGGAAGGCUUUCAUUAAAAUAUUACACUGCUGA